Corticium candelabrum is the source of this 1048-nucleotide messenger RNA. Its product is annotated as solute carrier family 25 member 44-like. The transcript has a single exon. NCBI's taxonomy places the organism in Eukaryota, Metazoa, Porifera, Homoscleromorpha, Homosclerophorida, Plakinidae. Bases 1 to 945 code for a protein of 314 amino acids. The record is from RefSeq and is a predicted model, not a curated record. Gene Ontology annotation, molecular function: branched-chain amino acid transmembrane transporter activity. Gene Ontology annotation, biological process: branched-chain amino acid transport; branched-chain amino acid catabolic process. Gene Ontology annotation, cellular component: mitochondrion.
AUGGUCCCUCCACCCAACGCAAUCGAAUGGCGUCACAUCGACUUGAGAAAGUACUACACUAUCGGCCCGAGCGUCUUCAUCGGCCUCCGUGCCCUCCUCUACCCUCCACAGCUCGUCAAGACUCGUCUACAAGUACAAACACAACGUCACGUCUAUCUCGGCGCGUGGGACGCUUUCAAGAACAUCGUUCGUCUGGAAGGUGUAAGAGGCCUGUACAAAGGUUUCCUGCCCUAUACAUUCGGACUAGUCGCCGGACAAGUGUACAUAACGGCGUAUGAAGUCAUCCGGAACUCACUGAGGGAUCACGGCACCUUUAUACGGGGAUUUGUCGCCGGCGGCGUCGCCAGUCUGAUUGGUCAGAGCAUUGCCGUCCCCAUUGACGUCAUCUCGCAGAAAAUGAUGAUGGAAGGUCAACGAUCGAGUCGACUGCCGACUCCAGUAGGAGAUGAAUCGAAACAACGAAAACCGAGAAGGAAACCGAUUCGGAACGUAUCGAUAAUGAUGAAACAUAUCUACAGAAAGCACGGACUUUUGGGAUUCUAUCGCGGAUAUUGGGCUUCCAUUUUGACUUUUGCUCCAAACAGUGCAGUUUGGUGGUCGACGUAUUCGAUGACGACCGAUUGGGUUCUCAGUCGAAAACCGGAAAAUGUGCCAAUGCAGCUCAUUCAAGCCGCUUGUGGAUGCUUUUCUGGACUCAUGGCUUGUGUGCUCUCCAAUCCGAUGGAUGUCGUGCGUACUCGGCUUCAGGUUCUCGGCGGGCAGUCGAUAGUGAUGGCGUUUCGACGGUUGUAUGCGGAGGAUGGUUGGACGAUGGUGUAUAAGGGACUGACGGCGAGGUUGCUGGUUGUGUUGCCGAGUAGCUGUGUGAUUGUGGUGGCUUAUGAGGUAGUGAAGAGACUGAGUCUGAGAUCUGAUAUUCAACUGUCAGAGUUGUAUAGUGCAUAAGUAAUUCGUGUAGGUAUUUAUUUAAUUCUUGUAUGGACUGUUAUUGUGAUCAAAUGGUAUUAUUUAUAUCUAUUUCUACAAUAAUGUUACUAGUAGUAGUCAC